This is a messenger RNA of Elaeis guineensis (African oil palm), 4315 nucleotides long. Its product is annotated as pentatricopeptide repeat-containing protein At2g39620. Lineage: Eukaryota; Viridiplantae; Streptophyta; Magnoliopsida; Arecales; Arecaceae. The record is from RefSeq and is a predicted model, not a curated record. Gene Ontology annotation, cellular component: intracellular membrane-bounded organelle. Gene Ontology annotation, biological process: RNA modification. Gene Ontology annotation, molecular function: RNA binding; zinc ion binding; protein binding.
AUGCCCGCGUGCUGCCGCCUUCGUCCCUUCGGCUCCCUGGCGGCAGUGGCAUCCCGAGCCCCCACACCGUCCUCAAACAAGGCCACUCAUUACUUGGACUAUCGUCACCUCCUCCGUUCGUGCAAAGAUAUCCACUCCCUCCUCCAAAUCCACGCACGCCUCGUGGUCCUCGGAGCCGCAUCCGACGAUUCCAUCGGUGCCCUGCUUCUCAAUUCCUACUCAACCUUCCACCAAUCCGACCCCGCUUUCUCCGUCUUCAAAUCCUCUCCCAACUCCACCGUCAUCCUGUGGAACUCCAUGAUCAGAUGCUACACCAGAACGGGGGAGCAUAACAAGGCAAUUCAGUUCUAUAAUGACAUGGUGGGACGAGGUAUCGAGCCCGACAAGUACACCUUCACCUUUCUUUUGAAGGCCUGCACUGGGGCCCUCGACUCGGAUACUGGCAUCUUGGUUCACCGCGAGAUAGUUGGCAGAGGAUUACAAAAGGAUGUCUUUAUUGGGACUGGCCUUGUUGACAUGUACUCUAAACUGGGCAUGAUCGAUACUGCACGCGAGGUGUUUGAAUCAAUGCAGGUAUUGGAUGUUGUCUCGUGGAAUGCCAUGAUUGCUGGGUUGUCCCAGACCGGUGAUCCUCAUGAAGCACUAGCAUAUUUCCGGAAGAUGCAGUUGGUCGGUGAAGUCCCCAAUUCAGUUACUGUUCUUAACUUGUUUCCGGCUGUUUGUGAACUGUCUGCUCUUUUGCUUUGCAGGGCUGUUCACGGUUUUGUCAUUAGGAAGCAUCUUUUGCCUUCUGUUUUUAAUGGGUUGAUUGAUACGUACUGCAAAUGUGGGAGAACUGACAUUGCACGCAAGGUUUUUGAUGGGAUGUCGAGUUUUAAAGAUGAUGUUUCAUGGGGGACUAUAAUCUCUGGUUAUGUCCACAAUGGGUGUUUUCUGGAGGCUUUGGAGCUUUUUGAUGAGCUGACAAGAGAAAACCUGAAGUUGAACCAGGUGUCCGUGGUGAGUGCUCUUUCAGCUGCAGCUGAGAUAGGUGACCUUGGGAGGGGGAUUGAAAUUCACAACUAUGCAAUAAAGAAAGAAUCACAUUUGGAUAUUGCAGUCAACACAAUGCUUAUGACGACGUAUGCUAGGUGUGGGGAGCUAGAGAUGGCAAAAUCGUUGUUUGAUGGUAUUCAAGGAAAAGAUAUUGUUGCUUGGUCUGCAAUGAUCGCAGCAUUUGUUCAAACAGGUCACCCCAAUGAAGCAGUGAACCUUUUUCGAGAGAUGCUAUUGGCAGGCAUCAUACCCAAUUCUGUGACUCUUGUUAGUCUACUUCCAGCUUGUGCAGAUUUGUUAAAUCUGAAGUUGGGAAGAAGCAUACAUUGCUAUGCCUUAAAAUCAAAGAUUAAUGUAAGUGUUACAGUGGCAACUGCCCUGGUAGCAGUGUAUGCUCAAUGUGGAUCUUUUAGCUCAGCACAUAUUCUGUUUGAUGCCCUAGAUCCCAAAGAUGUUGUCACUUGGAAUGCGUUGAUCAAUGGAUAUGCACAGAUGGGGGAAGCAGGUAAGGCUUUGCAGAUGUUUUAUCAAUUACGAUCACUCGGACAACAACCAGACCCUGGAACCAUAGUAGGUGUGCUUCCAGCUUGUGCUCUCUUAAGCUGCCUAGAUGAAGGUGCUUGCAUCCAUGGGCUGGUUAUCAGGAAUGGGUUUGAUUCAGAUCUUCAUGUGAAAAAUGCAAUCAUUGAUAUGUAUGCCAAGUUUGGGGAUAUUUAUUCUGCCAAGAUCUUAUUCUCUGAAACAAAACUAUAUAAUGAUGUGAUAACAUGGAAUACCGUGAUAACGGGAUACAUGCACAAUGGACUUGCUAGUGAAGCAAUAUCUACUUUCCACCUAAUGAGAGCUGAGAAUCUUAAGCCCAAUUUUGUUACUCUCGUGAGCGUAAUUCCAGCAGCUUCAUACCUGGCUUCUUUAAGAGAAGGCAUGGCUCUCCAUUCAUAUGUGAUCAGGAUAGGGUUUGAAUCUCAUUUGCUUGUGGCAAACAGUCUAAUUGACAUGUACUCGAAAUGUGGAAGGCUUGAUUAUGCACGUGACUUCUUCAAUCAAAUGGACAAUAGAGAUACAGUAACAUGGAAUGUGAUGCUUGCUGGAUAUGCCAUACAUGGGCUUGGUGAAAAUGCCAUCUCGCUGUUUUCACUGAUGAAAGACAAUUGCAUCAAAGCUGAUUCAGUAUCCUUUAUUAGCAUUUUGUCUGCUUGCAGGCAUGGGGGUUUAAUUGCAGAAGGUAGAAAGAUUUUUGAAUCCAUGAAAUCUGAAAACCAGGUGGAGCCUAAUCUGGAACACUAUGCUUGCAUGGUCGAUUUGCUAGGUCGUGCUGGUGAAUUGGAUGAAGCUUGGGGUUUGAUUCAACGUAUGCCAAUGACUCCUGAUGCUGGUAUUUGGGGAGCUCUGUUGGGUGCUUGCAGAAUGCAUUCUAAUGUAUGGAUGGGAGAAAUAGCAGUAGACCACUUAGUUAGACUAGAACCCGAGAAUGCUGCACAUUAUGUGGUUCUCGCUAAUAUAUAUUCUCAGGCAGGAAGAUGGGCUGAUGCUAGGAAGGUGAGAGUAGCAAUGAAUCACACAGGUCUGAACAAGACACCUGGUUGUAGUUGGGUUGAGAUAAAUAAUGCCAUUCAUGCAUUUAGAGCCGGUGACCAAUCCCAUCCUCAGUACAAAAGCAUGUGUGAUGUGUGGAAUGGCUUGUUUGAAAAGAUGGAGAAGAUGGGUUAUGUCCCAGACACAAGUUCAGUGCUUCAUAAUGUGGAGGAAGAAGAGAAAUUAUCCUUCCUACAUGGUCAUAGUGAGAGACUAGCCAUAUCCUUUGCUCUUUUGAACACAGAACCAGGGAUGACAAUCCAAAUAAUAAAAAACCUCCGUGUCUGUGGAGAUUGCCACACGGUCACAAAACUGGUCUCAAAGAUCACUAACCAUAAGAUAAUUGUCAGAGAUUCUAGUCGUUUUCAUCAUUUUGAGGAUGGUAUAUGCUCCUGUAAGGACUACUGGUGACUUUUGUUUGAAUAGAACAAGUUAUUUAUGACAACUAACCAUUCCAGUACAUUGAAGUGCAAAUAUGGAGAAACAAAUUACAGACUGGAAUUAAGUCAAUCUAAGCUGCUUGCUUAUUCUUUGAUGUUGGAAUAUCUCUAUUUGCAGUAGAACAAACUGUGGCAUUUACUUCCAGCAACUCAAGGUAAGCUUGCUGUAUCAGCCUGUCAACCAGACCCUCUAUAUUCUUUCAAGCACUUUUCUGGUAAUUCCUUUUCAAAUAAUAUUCUUCUUGAUACUAGUGAUAGUGACAGCAGAGAGAAAUAACUGUUAGUGAAUUAAGGCUCUUUGAUUGCAUGAUUGGUUUAUUAUUAUGGGAACCACCAUAUAUUCUUUUUCAGCAUUCCUUUGGCUACUUUAAUCCUGUUUUCUUCCUUGUUUGCCACUAAUUUCUUUCAUAUAAUUACCGCAAGCCACAGAAAUGACUAUAGGAAAAAAUAAUUCUCUGUAACUUACAUGAUCUAUGUUUGAGUACAGGAACGGGUACUCCUGAGGUCCACAACAUGUGAGCUAGAAUUCAGUAACAUUAAUGCUAUUACAGGUCUUGUUUUUGCCUAUAUUGGAGGAAUGCUGCCACAGUUUUAGAUAGGCAUAGAAAACCUUAUCUUAACCCCAUAAAAGAAGUAUCACUGAUUGAAAUUUAAUAAGCUAUAUAACCUCUGGCCUUUUCUAAGCUUGUUCUUACAACUUUAAAAUUGCAAAAUUUCUGGUACCCUUAUGUAUGGUGAUCUCCAUUUGAAGUGGAUCAAUGAGUAGGUGGAUCCUGUAACCUACAGGAACUUAAUUUGAUGAAAGUGGACUCUACAGUAAGUUAAUGAGGCAAGGGAGGGGAUACAGUGAAAAUAAACAUCAAUGAUGUAGAGAAUGAAAGAUGUAGGAGGCUAGGAAGAUUUUGAUUGGCCUUCUUUUAUAACAUCCACCACAACAACAAGAAGACUGUGUGGAGGUCCUUGGCGCAUCGUAAGGUCCAAUGUCAAGAAAAGUUGUUGCAACAUGGAAGAACAAACUUAGUUUGUACAAACGCAAAGACGAGCUGUCCAUCAUUUGCUUGGUGGAUGACUUUUGGCGAUGAAAAUUUGUUUGGUUGAAAUCAUUAGUAUCUGACUCCAGAUUUCAUAUAUCAAAGGUUUUAUGUGCAACUAAAUAGCAGGAUUUUGAAGGCUCUAGGCCUGAUGAUGGAAUAGUUUGAUGUGUUAUUGCUUUUGAUGCACCUAUUAUGCUGGUAUACAAUGACAGUUGAUUCAGGUUGUGUUCA